AGGAGUAGCCUGAAUGGAUAUUUUGCUGCAGUCCCGCGAUAAGGGGAGGGUAUAUCCGUUCUCACCGCCCUUUUUGACCAUAUAUGGUCUGUCUGGCGGUUUGACGUGCGGCUACAUCCACCCGGCGAAAAGUGAACACGAGACAUCGGUGCGCUCCGGAGACCGGUAAUACAUUAUCUAGCCUUUCACAACCAUGCCAUCCGACUUAGCCAAAAAGAAGGCAGCGAAGAAGAAGGAGGCUGCCAAAGCCCGCCAGCGUACCAAGAAAACUGAUGAGAACGAGGAGGGUGAACAACCAGAGACUCAGAUUAAUGGAGCAGAGAGCAAUGGUGUUGCCUAUUUGACAAAAGAGCUGGAUGAAUUUGAACUGGCUAAGACGGAGGCACGGGCAGUGACGGGCGUUCUGGCCUCACACCCCAACAGCACCGAUGUCCACAUUAGCAGCCUGUCGCUUACCUUCCAUGGUCAAGAGCUGCUAGCAGACACUAGCCUGGAGCUCAACUCAGGCAGACGCUAUGGUCUUAUUGGCCUUAAUGGCACAGGAAAAUCUAUGCUGUUGUCAGCCAUCGGGCAUCGUGAGAUUCCCAUUCCAGAGCACAUAGAUAUUUACCACUUAACCCGGGAGAUGGCCCCCAGCGAAAAGACGGCUCUGCAGUGUGUCAUGGAGGUGGAUGAACAGAGGAUUAUGCUGGAGAAGGAGGCAGAGAGACUUGCGCAUGAGGACUCUGAGUGUGAGAAGCUGAUGGAGCUGUAUGAGCGUCUGGAGGAGCUGGAUGCAGACAAGGCAGAGGUGCGAGCCUCUCGGAUCCUCCACGGUUUGGGUUUCACCGCUGCUAUGCAGCAGAAGAAACUGAAGGACUUUAGUGGUGGAUGGAGGAUGCGUGUUGCUCUGGCCAGAGCCCUGUUCAUCAAACCCUUCAUGCUGUUGCUGGAUGAGCCCACUAACCACUUGGAUCUGGAUGCUUGUGUGUGGUUGGAGGAGGAGCUCAGUUCGUUCAAGCGAAUCCUUGUGCUCAUCUCACACUCUCAAGACUUCCUGAAUGGUGUGUGCACCAACAUCAUCCACCUGCAUCAGAGAAAACUGAAAUACUACACGGGUAACUAUGACCAGUAUGUGAAGACCAGAGAGGAGUUGGAAGAGAACCAGAUGAAGCGCUUCAACUGGGAACAGGACCAGAUAACACACAUGAAGAACUACAUUGCCAGGUUUGGUCACGGUUCUGCAAAGCUGGCACGACAGGCACAGAGCAAAGAGAAAACGCUGCAGAAGAUGGUGGCCUCAGGCUUGACUGAAAAAGUUGUGAAUGACAAGACUCUGUCAUUUUGUUUUCCUCCCUGUGGGAAGAUUCCUCCUCCUGUUAUCAUGGUUCAGAAUGUGAGCUUCAAGUACAGUGACAACACACCGCACAUAUAUAGAAACCUGGAGUUUGGUAUUGACUUGGAUACACGAGUGGCUCUAGUGGGGCCCAAUGGAGCAGGAAAGUCCACACUGCUGAAGCUGCUGAUGGGAGAGCUCCUUCCCACUGAUGGCAUGAUCCGCAAACAUUCUCACGUCAAGAUUGGCAGAUAUCACCAGCAUCUGACAGAGCAGCUGGAACUGGACCUGUCUCCUUUGGAGUACAUGCUGAAGUGUUUCCCUGAUAUCAAAGAAAAAGAGGAGAUGAGGAAGAUCAUUGGUCGCUACGGGCUGACGGGAAAACAGCAGGUCAGUCCGAUCAGGAACUUGUCAGAUGGUCAAAAGUGCCGAGUGUGUUUUGCCUGGCUCGCCUCACAGAACCCUCACAUGCUGUUCCUUGACGAGCCCACCAAUCACCUGGAUAUCGAGACUAUUGAUGCAUUGGGGGACGCCAUCAACGAGUUUGACGGUGGCAUGAUGCUAGUUAGCCACGACUUCAGGCUAAUUCAACAGGUAUAUAUAUUUAAUAUUUGAUGGUUGUAGCUAGCACCAUUUUGUAAUCUAUAUAAUUUCUUUUUCACCAGGUGGCUCAGGAAAUCUGGGUGUGUGAGAAUCAAACCAUCACAAAGUGGAAGAGGGACAUCCUGGCAUACAAGGAGCACUUGAAAUCAAAGAUCGAGAAGCAAACGCAUGACAUCUAAAAAACUAAGCCACUCCUUUAUCUUGCAUUAUGGAUUUGACCUGCACGCUCCUGAGGGGAUGAGCAGAGUUUACAUUGAAGGAAAUGUCAUAACUAGAACUGAAACAAUCUCUUAUGCAUCUUAAUGGACACGUCUCGUACAUGUUGUACUGUAUUUCCAUCUUGGUUUGAAAGAGCUGCACCUGACCCUAUCUCUUCCCCUUUCCCUUCCCCUCACCUCAGACUGCACUCUGAUUGGCUGAUUCACGAACCAUCUCAGUGCAUUUUGGAACGCAUUCCAUUGUGCUGUCUUCAUAGAAAACUUUAAUUUUUCCGAAUGUUCUGUUUUAUCCCAACAUGUAUUCAGCAGCUUUUAGGUCAUUUUAUGAUAUUUAAAAGUUGAUUUAUUAUUUUUUUUUGUCUGUAAAAGAGCAGUUCUGGCUUAUAAUGUAAAUGCAAUAAAGGUUUGUCUGAAUAAACAGAACAUAAAAACAGUA
Messenger RNA from Sander lucioperca (pikeperch), 2572 nucleotides. RefSeq names its product ATP-binding cassette, sub-family F (GCN20), member 2b (gene abcf2b). Lineage: Eukaryota; Metazoa; Chordata; Actinopteri; Perciformes; Percidae. The transcript is spliced from 15 exons. Gene Ontology annotation, molecular function: ATP binding; ATP hydrolysis activity. Bases 194 to 1930 code for a protein of 578 amino acids. The record is from RefSeq and is a predicted model, not a curated record.